UCGCGGCGGAAGCGCGGCGGCUGUUCCGGUGUGGUAGCGCGUAAAGGAAGCGCGGCCUGGCCGGAGGGUGACGUCGGGCGCUGCCGAACGCUGAGUGCUGCGCUGCCAUGUCCGUGGUUCCGCCCAACCGCUCGCAGACCGGCUGGCCCCGAGGGGUGAACCAGUUCGGGAACAAGUACAUCCAGCAGACGAAGCCGCUCACGCUGGAGAGGACCAUCAACCUGUAUCCGUUGACAAAUUACACAUUUGGUACAAAGGAACCCCUGUAUGAGAAGGACAGCUCUGUUGCAGCUCGGUUUCAGCGCAUGAGGGAAGAGUUUGACAAGAUUGGCAUGAGGCGGACAGUGGAAGGGGUUCUGAUUGUCCAUGAGCACAGGCUGCCCCAUGUGCUGUUGCUGCAGCUGGGGACAACUUUUUUCAAGUUACCUGGUGGUGAACUCAAUCCAGGAGAAGAUGAAGUAGAAGGGCUCAAACGCUUAAUGACAGAGAUACUGGGUCGUCAGGAUGGUGUUCAGCAAGACUGGGUGAUUGAUGACUGCAUUGGUAACUGGUGGAGACCGAACUUUGAACCUCCACAGUAUCCCUAUAUCCCAGCUCAUAUUACAAAACCAAAAGAGCACAAAAAGCUUUUCUUGGUCCAGCUUCAAGAAAAGGCCUUGUUUGCAGUCCCCAAAAAUUACAAGCUGGUUGCCGCACCAUUGUUUGAGCUCUAUGACAAUGCACCAGGAUAUGGACCCAUUAUUUCCAGCCUUCCUCAACUUUUGAGCAGGUUCAACUUUAUUUACAACUGAGGUCCUGUGAGUCUGAGACAAGAAGCCGUCUCUGUGAGCACAGCUUUUAAAUGUAGAGAAAAGAACACGUGUGACACUUCUUUUUUUUUUUUUUUACUUUUUUUUUUGUCGUUCUUUUCCUGAAGUCUACUAAACUUUCCCCAGUAUGAAUUGAGAAGUGACUCACAGCUGUUUAGGUAGUGGGAUGACAAUGUGUUAUUGGUGUGUUCAUCGCUUUUCAUUGUAAUACCUUUUUUUUUCUACAACAUUAAACAAAAUGGUUAAUAUU
Molecule: messenger RNA, 1059 nt
Organism: Pezoporus occidentalis (night parrot)
Lineage: Eukaryota; Metazoa; Chordata; Aves; Psittaciformes; Psittacidae
Gene: NUDT21
Product: nudix hydrolase 21
Exons: 7
Coding region: 108-791 (227 amino acids)
Cellular component (GO): mRNA cleavage factor complex
Molecular function (GO): mRNA 3'-UTR AU-rich region binding
Source: RefSeq, a predicted model, not a curated record